CCACCCGCCCUGAACGGCACCACCUUAAUAAAAUAAAUAUCACACAAAAAUAAACCAAAUUUAAAAUUAAAAUGAACAUUACAUCGGAAAUUGAAUCGGAUACAGCGACUGUUCUAUUUUCAAAUUAACAACGAACAUAAAAGUUUUAAAUUUCGAACUAUCGUGUGAUUCGCUGUUCAAAAUGAUUUGUGUUUUAGUGUUGGCAUUGUUGACAACUCUCGCAUUAUCGGCACGGGAGCCGCGUCAAAUUACUCUUGCGGAUCAAGGAACAAUAUCUGGAAUGUAUAUAACGAGAUUCCGAACAAAGAGAAUAGCUGCGUACGUGGGUAUACCAUACGCACAGCCCCCGCUUGACUUCAGAAGGUUUGCUCCGCCCGAGUUUACGGACCUUCCAAAAUGGGAGGAAGUUAGAAAUAUGACAAUAUACGCACCUGAUUGCAUGCAAACCGACCCGAAGGGGGAAGAUGUGCAGAAUCCAUUGCCGAAACACGACGAGUUGUUCAAUAAAUUGUUGGAAUCUCAACUAGAGGAGCCGAGAAAGAAAGAGUUUUCUGAAGAUUGCUUGUAUUUAAAUGUUUAUGUGCCAGAUGAUUUCAAAGUGGAAGGCUAUCCGACAAUGGUGUGGUUUCACGGUGGGAACUUUGUCCGAGGCAGCCCCAAUAAUGUAAAUCCGUUCCAUCUUGUGUUGAAGCAUAAGGUCAUUUUCGUUUCUGCUGCAUAUCGAUUGAACAUUUUUGGAUUUUUCUCAUCAUUAGAUAAUGAAUCUCCUGGAAAUUAUGGAUUGCUCGAUCAAGUAGCAGCUUUAACUUGGGUCAAGAAUAAUAUAGAAAGUUUUGGUGGUGACCCUGAAAAUAUAUGUAUCUUCGGUCAUGAAGCUGGUGCAGUAAGCGUUGGUCUUCAUUUAAUAUCUUCUCAUUCUUCCGGACUCUUCCAAAAGGCUAUAGCCAUGAGUGGUAAUGUACUGUCACCAAAUACAGUCAACACAGUUAGCAAAGAACUUCUCACAGUAGACAAAGUAGCUAGUGCUUUCGGGUGCUAUCGAAAACCAACAAUUCAAUUAUUAGAUUGUCUAAGAAGAGCAAAUUAUCAGGCUCUAUUAGAUGUUGGUGGACCAUUGGCUGAAUGGGGCCCUAUUGUAGAUGGUUCUUUUAGUAAUAGUUCGAUGUAUGUACCGUUUUUACCUGAUUUACCGAGCAAAAUGUUCAAAAGUGAUAUUUUUACGCCAAUACCAGUUCUAACUGGUUACACCAAUAUGGAAGAUGCUCUCCGCCUUCACAAAGAGGAUGAUAAAAAUGAUGGUUUAAGCCCUAGAGAAUUUGAGGUAAUGCGUGAAGAAAUAAUAUUAUCAGAUAUAACAAUAGAUAAUAGUUCUUGUUUCACAAACCAACACCAUAUACAGGAUGCAGUAGCAUUUUUUUACAAGCCUAUACCACCUACUACAAAUGAAACUGUUUUGCGAAAACUCUUUUUGGAGUUUUACACUGACAAAGUACACGGAGCUACUACUUAUCAACUAGCACAAUUUCUUAGUAAGCAUUCACCUGUGUAUCUAUAUAGGUUUGAUUUGAAACCUUUUUCGGAUAUAGCUAACGAAGGUAUACCAGAAUGGAUAGCAGUACCUCAUAAUUUUGAUUUAACAUUCACUUUUGGCUUGCCCCAUUUAGCUUUACCUGAAGAUUUUGCUAAAUGGGAUAUCAGGGAUAAGAGUAUUUCUGACGUUAUAAUGAAAAUGUGGUCUAAUUUUGCGUGGUAUUCUAAUCCAACUAACUCUGGAGUUAAUAUAAUGUGGGAGCCUUUUGAAAUAGAAAAACCGGGAUAUCUGAUUAUUGAUCGUAAGAACUUCACAAUGAGCACACCAGAGACAGUAAAUUAUAAAGCAUUCGAGUUCUGGACAGACUUUUAUCCUAAAGUUGUUGAAAUUGGAACGAAAUGCUGUAAAGAAAAAGUACUGUUUAUGACAAUCAUAUCAGCGACAAUGGUGAUGGGUCAAAGACCCCAAUUUGCGGGUAGCAGACCCAUCGGUUACCCGGAACUUUAUAACAGAACAACCACCACGCCAGAUGGUCUAGAAGAUCGAUUCGGCGAAGGUACUACACAAAGGCUACCCAUAGAAGCUAAUGGAGAUAGGGACCUUAUAGAUCGCCUUAGCAAACUGCCAAUUGACAAACAACCCUUCUGGUUCAUCAAUUGGCAAGCACUUGAAGCGAAUAGAAAAAAUCCCCAGACUUAUCCUCAAAAACCAAACGUUUUUAUAGAUCCUAUUCCGUUAAGUAAUCAACCGAUUUCUUCAAAUAAUUCAUCAGGGUCCAAUUCUCAAAAUCUGUCAAAUACUGGGUCCAGCUCCCAAAGCAGUAUAGGAUUAAGUUCGAGAAACGGUGAAUCAAACUCCUUGCUUAAUACAGCAUCCAUCUCACAAAAUAAUGGAACAUAUAACCCACAAAUUCCAAUAAGACCAAACUUCAACACUGGAUUCAGUAGUCAAAAUUCGUCUAAUCAUACGCAAAUUUUAAAUGAUAAUUUUAAACAAGAUUCUUCUUCUGUGGGGUCCGCUUCUCAAAUACGAAAUGCUAAUCCGCAAAUUUCAACAGGUUAUUCGAAUGUGAAUGCAUAAAUUACUAUGUUUUUUAUAUUUUAAUAAAUAAUCAUACGAUGAUGAAUUCUGUAAUUUAUUUAACAAUGGACUAACAUCGAUGAUUCGUGAAGAGGAUGCCACUUGCUUUGUAGAAUAAAUUAUUUAUUACUCAUAUUUGUAAUCAAUAAGGAUAAGUAAAACAAAUAUAUGAAAGUAAUAAAACACAUUAUAUUGACUUUUUAAAUAAAUAAAAAAUGAAUUACUAA
Molecule: messenger RNA, 2838 nt
Organism: Galleria mellonella (greater wax moth)
Lineage: Eukaryota; Metazoa; Arthropoda; Insecta; Lepidoptera; Pyralidae
Product: carboxylesterase 1E
Exons: 5
Coding region: 182-2611 (809 amino acids)
Biological process (GO): presynaptic membrane assembly; modulation of chemical synaptic transmission; chemical synaptic transmission
Cellular component (GO): cell surface; postsynaptic membrane; synapse
Molecular function (GO): signaling receptor activity; neurexin family protein binding
Source: RefSeq, a predicted model, not a curated record